Molecule: messenger RNA, 3366 nt
Organism: Syzygium oleosum
Lineage: Eukaryota; Viridiplantae; Streptophyta; Magnoliopsida; Myrtales; Myrtaceae
Product: receptor-like protein 7
Exons: 1
Coding region: 10-3189 (1059 amino acids)
Molecular function (GO): protein binding
Source: RefSeq, a predicted model, not a curated record
UGAAAAAUAAUGAGGAUUUUGCUCUUCCUAUGGCUGGUCUUAAUACUCGCGCAUACCAACCCUUUCAGCAUAGGCACGGUUUUGGUCUCGGGCCAGUGUCUCAGCGAUCAGAAAUCGCUGCUGUUGGAAUUCAAGAAUAGCCUCGACUUCAAUGCUUCUUUGUCCACGAAAUUGAUCAAAUGGAAUCAGAGCACUGAUUCUUGGGAUGGCGUGACCUGCGAAGGUGGCCAAGUCACGGGUCUUGAUCUGAGCAAGGGGGGGAUCACUAGUGGACUAAGCAAUUCGUCGAGUCUUUUCAGACUCAAUUAUCUUCGGAUGCUGAAUUUGGCUUUCAACAACUUACAGUCUUUGGAGAUUCCAUCUGGGUUGGGUAAUCUCACCAAUUUGGUCCACCUGAAUCUUUCAAAUGCCGGGUUUGCGGGACAAGUUCCAAUUGGAAUGUCACAUUUGACCAGGUUGGUUACUCUUGAUGUAUCCAUGCUUUAUUUUCCUGGGCUCACUUCACUGAAACUCGAGAAUCCGAAUCUAAAGAUGCUUGUUGGGAAUCUUAGCGAGCUGAGAGAGUUGUACCUUGACGGAGUGAACGUGUCUGCUACAGGCAAUGAAUUGUGCAGUGCCUUGUCUUCUUCGAUGCCUAAGCUUCAAGUGCUGAGCAUGACGAAUUGUUAUUUAUCAGGUUCCAUUGGGGCUUGCUCUUCCCUCCUGAAUCUUCAUUUUCUGUCAGUGAUUAAACUGGGCUUCAAUAAUCUGUCUACUACCGUCCCAGAGUUCUUUGCCCACUUCCAGAAUUUAACUACUCUGGAUCUCAGUCAUUGUGGCCUGCAGGGAGAAUUUCCUCAAAAAAUCUUCCAGGUACAAACACUUCAGACCCUUGACCUAUCAUUCAACCAACUUCUUCGGGGUUCUUUGCCAGAAUUUCCGGAGAAUGGUUCUCUUCAGAGGCUGGUUCUUAGUUUCACAAAUAUUUCCGAGAGGCUGCCAGAUUCAAUUGUUAAUCUCAGAAAUCUGUCAAGAAUAGAAUUGGUGAAUUGCAGCUUUGAUGGAAAUAUCCCAAGCUCUUUCGCGAAUCUUUCUCAACUGGCUUAUUUGGACUUCUCAUUCAACAAUUUUACUGAUUCAAUUCCAUCACUCAGCAAGUCCAAGAAUCUGACACAAAUCACUUUGUCCCAUAAUAAGCUAACUGGUCAGAUUAAUUUAACCCAGUGGGAAUCCCUCUUGAGUCUUCUUAUUCUCGAUCUGCGAUUCAAUUUACUUGAAGGAAAUGUUCCUUCAUCUCUCUUCACACUUCCAUCAAUUCAGAAGCUUCAACUUUCCAACAACCAAUUUUCUAGUCAAGUGAAGGGAUCUUUUAAUGCUACAUUGCACAUGCUGAAUACACUUGAUUUGAGCAACAACAACAUAGGAGGAGAACUGCCAAUGUAUAUAUGGAAACUCCAAGGGCUCAAGUACCUCUCACUUUCUUCCAAUAAUUUCAGUGGGUCGUUCCAUAUUAAUUUGGUUCACCAGUUGAGAAACCUUUCUUAUUUGGAUCUUUCUUACAAUCGUUUUUCCAUCAACACCACAAAUACUGCUUCCCAGGCGUCUUCAUUCUCUGACCUUACCACUAUGAAGUUGGCUUCUUGCCAGUUGAGGACUUUACCUGAGUUCCUGGCUGAGCAACACAGAUUGGUAUAUCUAGACCUCUCUGACAAUCAGAUUCAGGGAAAGAUACCAAAAUGGAUAUGGGAGCUUCAGAAUCUUCUGUAUCUCAAUCUUUCGGCUAAUUUACUAGACGAUAUUGAAACACCAUUACCUAGUCUCACAUUUGCUCUGUCAGUUCUUGACCUUCAUAAGAACAGGCUCCGUGGACAAACGUUACCACUGCCGCCGCUUGCCACAUAUAUGGACUUCUCGAGCAACAACUUCACUUUAGACAUUCCACCUACUAUUGGCACGACCCUUUCUGUGGCAAUAUUCUUCUCCAUGUCCAAUAACAAUAUCCAGGGGACUAUGCCAGAAUCGAUUUGCAAAGCUGAAUAUCUCGAGGUGCUUGACCUAUCUCAUAAUAAUUUGAGGCGAAAUAUUCCUGAUUGCUUAGUGAUGGAGUCUCUCAAGGUAUUAAAUCUGCGAAAUAAUGCCUUGGAUGGUAGCAUUUUCAAUUUCCCCGAAACAUGUGCUUUGAAGACUUUGGAUCUCAGUAAUAAUGUAUUACAAGGGAAGUUCCCAAAGUCAUUGGCAAAUUGCAGAGCUCUGGAGGUUUUAGACGUGGGAAACAACCAGAUUGAUGACGUGUUUCCAAGUCGAUUGGAGAGCAUUGCAAGUCUACGUGUCCUUGUGUUACGAUCCAACAAGUUCCAUGGAGGGGUUGGAUGUCCGAAGUGUAAGGGCACUUGGAAGAUGCUUCAAAUUGCGGACAUCUCUUCCAACAAUUUCAGCGGCAUUCUGCUUGCUCAAUGCCUAACAACUUGGGAGGCUAUGAAGGCUAAUGUAGACAUCAAUCAUAUCCAGUAUCCAUUCCUUAGCUUGACUGGACUCUAUUAUCAGGACACGGUAAGCGUCACCAUCAAAGGUCUGCAAGUGGAGAUUGAGCUGGUGAAGAUCUUGACUCUUUUCACUUCAAUCGACUUCUCAUGCAACAAUUUCGAAGGUCCAAUCCCUGAUACUCUGGGGGAUCUGAAAACGCUUUAUUUCCUCAACUUAUCAAACAAUGCAUUCUCAGGGCCAAUUCCUCCAUCCCUAGGAAACUUGCAACCGCUUGAGUCCUUGGACCUUUCACGGAACGACCUCAAUGGGACGUUCCCCAAACAGCUUUUAGACCUUACUAAUCUUUCCUUCCUGAACCUCUCAUACAAUAAGCUAGUGGGAAGCAUCCCAGCAGUCAACCAAUUUGCCACCUUUGAAGCAAGUUCUUUCGAAGGCAAUGCCGGAUUGUGUGGACCACCACUGGAAACAAGUUGCUUUCCGCUCGAGAAAACUUGCUCAAUUGCCACGAACGGGAAGGAAGAAGAGGGUUGUGUUCCUACGGAAAGCUACACAAAUGACGACGGCAACAAUGAUGAUAGCGAGAAGAUGUGGUUUUACAUGGGCAUACCGUAUGGAUUCGUGGUUGGCUUCUGGGUAUUUUUUGGUCCGUUAGCGUUUAUCAGAUCAUGGAGGUUUGCUUACUAUCGAUUCUGGGAUAAAAUGCUGUUAAGACACUCGCGUCGAUGAAGAUUUCUGCUGAGGUUCAGUUAUUCAACUUGAAAAAUAGUAUUUUCCUUUGUUCUUCACUUCACAAUUCUCCACCACCUUUAAAAAGACAUUCCGUUUGUCGAUCCGCGUCAACGGUAUUUAAACUUCUGUUGCUUGUGCAGUUGGAUCCUUCAAUUUUUUUUUUUUUGGGAUCAA